Molecule: messenger RNA, 2701 nt
Organism: Triplophysa dalaica
Lineage: Eukaryota; Metazoa; Chordata; Actinopteri; Cypriniformes; Nemacheilidae
Gene: b3galt8
Product: beta-1,3-galactosyltransferase 8
Exons: 1
Coding region: 573-1544 (323 amino acids)
Cellular component (GO): membrane
Molecular function (GO): N-acetyl-beta-D-glucosaminide beta-(1,3)-galactosyltransferase activity
Source: RefSeq, a predicted model, not a curated record
GCUGGAUUCAGCCUAGUCUCUUGCCUCGCCUUGCCUCGCCUCGCCUUGCAUAAGACGCACUUACUCGAUAAACGAAUUGUUCAAUACAACUCGGAUUUCGGGAAUUCCCGACCUCAAACCCAGAAGUAGGAACAUGUCUCAGGAAGGAAUUAUACUUUGACCGCUUUUCCCAGAACUGAAGUUACUUUCACCGUCUUAUACUGUAUUCCUGUUUGGUUUAAUCAACAGGACAUUCGCGUAACGUACCGAUCUGCGUUGUUUCCUAAUAACACACUGACUCUUGUUCCGUUUCUUACAUUAUAAUAUAAUAACCUUAGAGAGGUGCCGUUUUGUUUCUCUAGAGUUGACAUGCUGUGUAACCAGCCUAAGCUACUGCGUAACUCUAUAUCCAGCGGAGCAAGAAGUCGAGAGGAAGGGUUGGUUCUGCUUCAAAUCAACGCCUAAAGAAUCAGAUAAGCAGGAAUGGACAUCGCGCUUGACGUUAUAUGUUCAGCAUUUCUGCUUUAUGACUGUGUUUGGUAAAUUGUCAUCUGGACGCGAUAUAAACAGUUUUUUUUUUUUAUUAAGGUGAUAUGCCCAAACUUUCGCCACGCAGGGCUUUCAUUGCUGUGGUUGGAUUGAGUACGGUUUUUGCUUUCCUGGUUUUAAACAAUUUAUAUGCGCCAUAUCACAAAAAAUGGACUCCUAUAUCUAAAGAGCUUUAUGAUGUGAUAUCACCAUCAUCAUACAGAUACAUUCUCAACCAGCCUGACCUCUGUGAGAAGAAGAGACCUUACCUGGUUCUUAUGAUCCCCGUGUCUCUGAGAGAAACAGAGGCGAGAACUGCCAUUAGAAAGACGUGGGGUCGCGAGAGCUUGACUGGUGUGUCAACAUUGAGUUUUUUUGUCAUAGGACAGCCCGUACAAGACGACCCAACACAUCAGCAACAGCUGGAAAGGGAGAGCGAGGAAUAUGGGGAUAUCAUUCAAAUGGAUUUUUUGGACACCUACCAGAAUCUCACUAUCAAGACGGUUAUGAUCAUGUACUGGAUAGCUACACACUGCCAGUGUGCCCGGUAUGCCAUGAAAAUUGAUGCAGAUACUUUUCUCAACUUGCCUUACCUUGUGAACUACCUGCAUGCAAAGGGAGAGUCCUCGAGAGAGGGUUACAUCUCAGGAUCAGUCAUCAGAGACGCUCAACCUAAAAGAAACAUCCUCAGCAAAUGGUUUCUCUCAGAGGAAAUUUACCCAGACACUUCAUAUCCUGCUUAUUUGUCUGGGGCAGCGUAUGUCUUUUCUAUUGACCUGGCCUCAAAAAUUUAUUUGGCUUCUAGGUUUGUUCAGCCAAUUCCACUUGAAGAUGUCUAUGUGGGGUUGUGCCUGCAUGUACUUGGUGUACAACCAGUCUAUUCCACGCGCUUUUUUAGACUCAGGAAUCUUUUUGAAGUGCGUAAGAUGAAGUAUGACAGGUGCACUUUUGCCAGACGCAUUACAGUGAAUGGCUUUAAACCACAGAACCUGCUUAAAAUUUGGUUUGACUUUCAGAAAGCUCGUUUUACAUGUUAGUUCUGUUUGUAACUCAUUUUUUCUUUUUGAGCUCUUAUAACCCAUCAAUCAGGUCCUUUACUUUAUUUUCUCAAUCCUGCAUGUUUUAAAACCAAACACAAUCGUUUUGCUUUCUUUUUGUAGACCGUGCGUAGUCCGUCUCGUUAUGCCAGCAGGACUGGUCUCACUUGGGAAUAAGCUUCACCAAGGUAAACAUCAUGUGAUCAUCUGCUGCUCCAUUGAUGUAAUAUGGUGCACUUGAAAAACUUUUCCAGGCCUCAAGACCGAAUAAAUCAAUUUUGACCAGUAAAUUGUGGCUGGUGUGACUGAAUGUACUUUUGAGAUGACUGUAAAGUUGAGUUUUUUUUUUUUAUAAACAUUUUUGUUUGUGCCUCAAGACCCUUUUUUAUUCUAUGUGGUGCUUUAUAAUGAUAACGGAAUACUGACUUUAAAGAACAUGUUUAGUGUUCUUUUUUAUUUUACAAAACACACUUAGUUCACAUUUACAUUCUGUACUACAGCUCGCGUAAAUAUACACUUUCCCAUAAAAUUACAUUUAUUAACUUGUAAUUAUAUUGUGAUGUAUGAUAUGUGUUUGCUAAUAAAAUAUUUUUAGAUUACAAAUUGAGCUGUUUGUUUAUAGGGAUACUCCACCCAAAAAUUAAAAAUAUGUCAUGAAUUACUCUCCCCAAGUUGUUAGAAAACCUGUAUAUGUUUAGGAACAGGUUGCUGUUGAAACAUGCCGGGAAAACUGCCUGCCGCACCUGUUUGUUUAUUAGGAAUAAAUCUAUACAGGUUUGUAACAAUUUAAGAGUGAAUAAUGACAAAAUUUUAAUUUGUGGGUGGAGUAUACCCUCUUCAUUUCAAAGAAUGUGAUGCGUCAAUUAAACACAUUGUGGCGCUGUUUACCUAUUAUUAAUAGCGACUGGCGCACUAAGUGAGGUAUUUUGGAAACCAAGAACUGUUAAAUGAAUGAAUACUUACGUGUUGUUAAGAUUACAAACAAACCAACACAUUGCACUUACAGUAGCUUAAAUUGUACUUGUAUCAUUGAAAGAAAGAAGAAAGAAACUAAUAAUGAUUUAGAAUCUGAAAAUAAAAAUGAGAAAGUAAACAGAGAUUAUGAUUGGCAACAUCGGGUUAUAUUAAGGAAAUUUGAGUAUUAUCAGCAUAGUUUU